Thalassophryne amazonica is the source of this 4602-nucleotide messenger RNA. RefSeq names its product leiomodin 1b (smooth muscle) (gene lmod1b). The transcript has 3 exons. The record is from RefSeq and is a predicted model, not a curated record. NCBI's taxonomy places the organism in Eukaryota, Metazoa, Chordata, Actinopteri, Batrachoidiformes, Batrachoididae. Gene Ontology annotation, cellular component: striated muscle thin filament; myofibril. Gene Ontology annotation, biological process: muscle contraction; myofibril assembly; pointed-end actin filament capping. Gene Ontology annotation, molecular function: actin binding; tropomyosin binding. The coding region runs from base 503 to 2587 and encodes 694 amino acids.
GCACUUCUUGAAAUACUCACUGUUAUGAGUUAAAUCACCUCAAAGUGUCUUCAAUAAAACUGUCAGUUGUGUAGUAGGAAGUGUGGCUGUGUAAGUCUUCUCUGGCAUUUGUGUAAACUUCAGCCCUUCCCAUUACCUUUAAAGGAGUCGGUACCCUGAACUAAAUAUGGCCAUGCACUUUCACAGGAUUUCUAAGAAUGUCCCGGCCUCGCAGUCCACUUUGAUGAUUUUGAAGCCCUUGCAGUUUGUCACUGGUACUGUCGACUGCAAGGCGUGAGACCAGCCUCUCUGCACCAGGAUUGAUGCCUCUGGUGGCGUUUUGGUGCGCAAGAACCCAGCAAGGACAAGACUUCAUCCUCCUCCUGUGGAAAUAUUCAGUUUCUUAUUUUAGGAGAGAACCUUAUUAAGUGGAUUUUCUUGACUAUCACCACCACUUUAAUAAACAAAAUACUUUUCUAUUCUUCUGUACGCGCAUAGCUUUGACCGCAGACUUUAGGCAACCAUGUCCAGGCGAAAGGUGAGGGGCCUGACCCGUACAGGUCGUCAGGUGAGCGAGGACCCUGACCUGGACAACCUGCUGUCCACCCUUUCUCCAGAGGAGAUGGAGGAACUUGAGAAGGAUAUGUUGAAAGUGCCAGACCUCGAUCCGACAGAUGGGAAGAUCAUCGUCCAAGCGGACAGUCGGUCUUCACUGCCGCCGACGAACAACAACAUUGAGGAUGCCAGAGGGGGCAGUCGACGAGAAGGUGACACAAGUAAAUGGCGGCUCGGUCAAAGGGAACAGUCAUUGGAGAGUGAGCCAAAGAAGGAGAGUCGGAAGCAGGAAUACCUGAGGAAGAUGGGUCUCAGCCAGGAGGGGAAUGAUGACAAGAAAUUCGGUGUACAAAGACAAACAAGUCUUUCAAAUGAAAAAGAUAUUAGGCCGGACGACAGAGACAACAAAGGACCUGAAUGCUCUAAAGAGGAGCGGAGUGGACUUUCAAGUAGAUACAGGAGACAAGACAACAGAGAGAGAGAAGUUAAAGAGGAAGCCAAUGCCAAAGAUGCAUAUGAGGACAAAAAGCUCAGAGAUAAAAGAGAAAGCACAGGUAGUAAGACAAAGGAUAUGAUCUCCAAAUUACAGGAAAAAAGGGAUGACAGCAAGGAGAGGGACAGAAAGGAAGACUGCAGAAGGAAGGAUGACAGCAAAACCAAAGACAUAAUUUCCAAACUACAAGAAAAGAGGGAAAAGGAAGCAAACAAGGAAAAAGACAGAAAAGACACUGUGAGAACACAAGGACUUGUCUCUAAAAUGGUGGAGAAGCAGAGCAAAACCCAGGAAAGCCAAACUCGAGAGACUAAAUCAGAAGAUAAAGCAAGUAAGGGAGAUAAGAAAAGUGGAGAUAAAGACAAGGCUGAAGUCAAAGUUGAGCGGCAGAGGUCUGAGAAGGGCGAAAGUGAUGUGCAGGAGAAAUGUGGUAAGGUAGAAAAGAGGACAUACAAAGAAGAGCUGUUCAACCACAGUGACCACAUAAAAGAGGACAGGAAAAUUAUUACAGCAGACAAAAAGGAAAAAGAGGAUGGUAAAGUAAAAGGGAAAAAUGAUACAUUGAAAUCCAGCAAAGAUGAGGAACCCAAGAAAAUCAGCAACUGUGUGGCAAAAAACACCCCCAACAGCAAGACGAAAGAGGAAGAGGAAGAUGAAGACUCGAGCAUGUUUGAUGAGUUGAUGGCACAAGUUCGAAAUAACAGCGCUUCCCUCACUGAGCUCAAUGUCAACAACUCGGAGGUUAUCAAGACUAAAACACUUAUCGAGUUUGCUGAGGCCUUGCACAACAACACCAGUGUUAAGACAUUUGCUUUGGCGAACUGCCGGGCGGACGACCAUGUAGCUUAUGCCAUCGCUGGCACACUACGCAGCAACAAGACCAUCACCAGCAUCAACCUAGACUCCAACCAUCUCACUGGAAAGGGUAUCCUGUCCCUGAUCCAGGCUCUGCAACACAAUUCAACACUCACUGAGCUUCGAUUCCAAAAUCAACGUCACAUCUGUGGUGGAAAGACCGAGAUGGAGAUGACGAAGAUUCUGAAAGAUAACACCACCCUGCUGAAACUGGGUUACCACUUUGAGUUAGCCGGACCCAGAAUGACCACCACAAACAUACUCAGUCGCAACAUGGACCGACAAAGACAAAAACGCUUGCAAGAGCAAAAACAAGCUCAGGCCAAUGGGGAGAAGAAGGGGACGCUGGAGGUACCCAAGACAGGUGGAGGAGGUUCUCUGAGAGGUUCUCCCAAGGCUUCCCCAAAACCUUCUCCCAUCCCCUCGCCAAUUCCAUCCCCACAGCUGACUCCUAAGAGGGGAGCUGGAGGUCCAGCUCCACCUCCACCUCCACCACCACCUGGGGGUGGGCUUCCGCCACCGCCGCCUCCUCCAACCUUGGAUGUAGAUGCCCUGAAGAAUUCUCUGACACCAGUGUCACAACGAAAGCUGGAUGGAAAAAGUCCAGGUGCUUCUAAGAACUCUAGGGACCAACUGCUCGCCUCCAUCAGAGGAAGCAACAUUAAACAACUUAAGAAGGUGCCAGUGCCAAAGUUGUUGCAGUAAAACUUCUAUUGGAAAAUGGCAAGAAAAGUUGAACAGACAUCUCAUUACAGGUUUCUGUGGCAAUGCACUCUGUUUUGCAUCCAGAUUCAGUUCAAUUCUGUCAAAGAACUGUGCUGUGGGAUGGCUGGAGACAUUGAGGAAACAUGAUGCAUGAGAUGCUGAUGUGAGUGACGAGCCCUCACUAUGAAUUUUCCCCCCAAACACUGGACCAAAAGGACUCUGUGGAGAAUGAGUGACUCAGGAGCCUCUUACCACCAGCUGCAGAGUGCUAUGAGUUUCUUUACCUACAGUUCAUAUUGACGCUUUGCUGGUUAUUUGCACUAGAUAAUAUGAAGCCGAUCAUAUACCAUGUUGGCUUGCAACAAAAUGUGAGUGAGGGAGCUGUUUUUGAUGCGCUUAGUAACAGUCAUAUAACUUUAUGAAUUUGAAUAUCCAAAAGUCUAUCCUUGAUAUCAUAGAUAUUAAUUCAGCCAUUUAUUUAUUUGCGGAGAGGGAAUCCAUCUUAUUCUUAUUACGUGGGAUUCUGUUCAAACUGGGAAUUUUGAAAUAUCAGGGAAUUCAUAAUCUGGGUAAGAAAAAAAUGAAAGGUGGAGGAACCAAUGGAAAAACACUUCAAAUGAUGAUACAAACAUGUCACUUGGCAUAGACAUACUCUUUGAAAAACAUUUCUGAUGGCUAAUGUGAAAAUCCAAGGUGGGGGCCUUUUUUUCAAGAUGGCUGCCAGAUUUCAAGCCAAAAUUCCAUUUCACCAUAUCUCUGAAUCUUGUUGAUGGAUUUGAGUCAAUACUGAGUACGUUAAUUUUUAUUUUUUAAUCCUAAACCUGAUUUUGUUAUUAAAUAUCCCUCAAGACAUUUUUGUGUCUCUAAAAUGUGGAAAUAUUUAUAUGGAAUAUCACAUUUUCAGCAUACAUUCACAUUUAAUUAGCUCUGGCAGUAUAGAUACAAAAACAUUUUAUGUGUAGUAAUAACCUAUAUUAAUAGUUCUCAUUAAAAGUGGACAAAAAUUUCUUUGUCAUUUUAUCAUGACAAGAUUUAUUUUUCAUUUAUUGUUACAAUAUAAAAUGCAACACAUUUAGUAGGCAGAAACUUGUGAUAUACAUUUCGAUUACAUUAGAUAGAACUUUAUUGAUCCCUUGGGAAGACUCCCUCAGGGAAAUUGAGGUUCCAGCAGCAUUGUAUAGCAACACACAGAGUAAGAAGCACACAGAGUAUCAAAAGUGAAAAAAGAAAAACAGUUUGCAAAUAUAAAUACAAAUACACAAUAUAUAAAUACCAGACAUACUGAUCAAUACUGGUUUACUGGCUACUAGUAUUCCUCUCAUUCUCAUUCCCGACUUCUGUCUUCCUGUUUCAGCUUAAGCCAGUAGUUAUAUACGUACCCAAGAUUUUAAUGAGUAACAUCUGUUUCAGAGUAUUAACUGUCAUCAUUCAAAUAUUGUUUCUUUCAUGAUAUAUGCUAUAUUUUUAAUUUUUUUCCAUCUUGGAUUGUUGCUUGGCUCGUUCCCUAAUUUUGAUGAGUACACCAAUGUGUAUGUUCUUGCCAGGUUUCAUGCUUGUAUUGUCAUUUGAAUGAUUUUUCUCAAAAUCAGCAGUUUGCUGCUCCACUAAAGGUCUGGUUGAACACCUUGUUGCCAAAUCUCAGGACAUCUCAGGCAGAGUUCAACACUUUUGAAAGUAACCCAUGGGAAUUCCGGUGUAUGAGAAACAGAUUUAUACAGUACACUUUUAAAAAGAGAGAACAAAUGGCUGUUCUGCACUACACCAGCUGAAAUGUAGUAUUUUGCUCUGAAUGUUUGGAUAUCCCACAUUACUUUUGUCAUACAUCUUAAUGGCUUAACUUGAGAAAUUUGGAAAAUGCUUUUCAGUGAAUAUCAUUAAAAAAAAUUGUAAUGUGAUUUUAAAGAAAAAGCAGAGUGGCACUCUGUGUAUUGUGUAAGAAAGACUUGUAUUUUAUUAUACACGAUUUUCUUCUAGAGCCUGUAUUUCUCCAAUAAAAUAUUUUGUUAUGUUUGCAA